AUGGGUGGCCUGGUGGCCUUCGAAUUGUGUGUUCGGUGUUCGGCCACAGCUGGAUUGUUGAGAGACGACGGCAUUAACAUGGGGGCUCUGUCAUGUUCUGGGUGUGGCGUUGCUGCGGAGAAGAAUAUGACUGUAGCAAUAUCACUCUUCAUCAAUCGGGUUUCUGCAGUAGAUGAGAGCAAAGAGGAGAUUUCCCUAGAGGUGUUUCUGCAAGUUUACUGGACAGACAGGAGGAUCCGGAUGGCGGACAACCUCUCCGGGGUGGACCACCUGGAGCUGACCUGGGGCAAGGAGAACGACUUCUGGGUCCCGGACCUCUACAUCCGCCAGCUGAGGGAGAUGAAGGUCCUCUCACUCUUCCAAGACAUGACCUCUGUUCGGCUCUACCGCAACCAGACGAUGAGAGUCAGCAUGGGGGCCACGGUUAUUAUAAAGUGCGAUAUGGACUUCGUAUUGUACCCGCUCGAUGUACAAGAAUGCGCAGUUGAUUUCAGCAGUUGUUUGUUUGGCAAAACGACCCUCCCCUCAGCUUCCCCAGCGACUUCGGUGACGGCUACAGACUCCCCAAGUACGUCGUGUCCUUCGUCACGGAGAAACAAGACCCACAAUGUCUACUACGGUGAAGUGCUUCACGCUAUCAAGGAUUCUUAUCAGUUUGGGUUCUCCGUCUCCACAAGCGACUACUUCCACGGUCCUUUCUUUGUUGAUUCCGCAGGCAACCACUCGACCGCCCGUAUGAAGAUCACAAUGAGCCGAGAGAUCAGGAGUCACCUGUUGGAGACCUACCUGCCCAGCUCUCUGUUUGUCAUCAUGUCCUGGGGAGGGUUCUGCGUCAUCCCGGAAGUGGUUCCUGGCAGGAUGGUCCUCCUAGUCACCACUCUUCUGUCCUUGGUCACCAUGUUUGACACAGUCAGGAACAACUCACCUAGUGCCUUGGAGCUGAAGUGUAUCGAGGUCUGGCUCAUCUCAUGCACACUGUUCGUCUUCUUCGCUUUGCUGGAGUAUUUCAUCGUCCUGUUCGGCAUCCGGUACGACAAGCACUGGCGUCACAAGAAGCGGGACCUCGAGAUGCAGCUGCAGCCACCCAAUCACGUAGCAGCUCCCCCCGACAAGGCCUCCAGGUUAAGGCUCUUCGGCACCAGUAAGGUACAUCCCCAACAUCAUGCACGAUUAGCAAAGAACGGACCCUCGUCGGACCAGCUGCAAGGGGUAGAGUUGUCAGAAUGGCACCCAAACUCUGUCUAUUUAUGUUUGAAUAAAGUUUGGAGUUCGUCCUUAAACCUUUGCCAGGAAAACAAUACUGAGGCCGGCCAAUCAGAAGCGGAGCAGAAGCCACGUCUGCGCGCUGUGACAGAAUACAUUAUCCUGUAUUGCGGCUCUCAGCGCGGCACUCUUGACCAAGUUUCCCUCGCACUCUUCCCUCUCAGCUUCCUCGUGUUCACAGUGGUCUACUGGGUCACAUACCUCAACGAGGCCAAGCGACGCGACGCCGUAUGACCCAGUGUCGCCAAGGUCAUCUACCAUCUAUAGACCGUGCUGGUCAUAAGUCAAACAUUUUAAUGGUGAAACCGUCCAUAGCAAUUAAUCAAAGACAUUGUUCACAAUGUAAGGCCUUAAUUUCAAGGUCACUACUUUUAACCCUUUCAAUCCCAUUUUUAAAAUGUUCCGUCACAAACAUCUAUCUAUAAACUCUCCAAAUGCUUACUAUACCAUUUUCAAAUAUUAUGUUUAUACCAUACAUCUGAUUACUCAGAAAGAAGUAAACUCCGAAAUUAAGACACCUAUUCUAAUUUAAAUUCCUUUUUAGGAUGAUUUUUAAGUUUGAUGUAGGAUGUUAUAACUUUUUAUUUGUUCUUUUAUUUUCUCUUCCAUAUAAAAUAGAAAAAAUAAUGUGAUGGUAAAGAGAUUAAAUAUUUGUUUUUUUAGAAACAUCUAUCUUAUGGGACUCUCAAAGAUCAAAAAUGUCUAUAUGUGUGUAUCCAUGUAAGUUAACAUUGGGCAGUACUUUUGUAUUAUCCGGAGGCCACUAUUUUUUGAAGAGUUUUUGUUACCGG
Molecule: messenger RNA, 2054 nt
Organism: Homalodisca vitripennis (glassy-winged sharpshooter)
Lineage: Eukaryota; Metazoa; Arthropoda; Insecta; Hemiptera; Cicadellidae
Product: glycine receptor subunit beta-type 4-like
Exons: 10
Coding region: 1-1497 (498 amino acids)
Biological process (GO): signal transduction; chloride transmembrane transport; regulation of membrane potential
Cellular component (GO): membrane; neuron projection; synapse
Molecular function (GO): neurotransmitter receptor activity; transmembrane signaling receptor activity; chloride channel activity
Source: RefSeq, a predicted model, not a curated record